Lathyrus oleraceus (garden pea) is the source of this 1532-nucleotide messenger RNA. RefSeq names its product protein EMBRYONIC FLOWER 1. The record is from RefSeq and is a predicted model, not a curated record. Gene Ontology annotation, biological process: negative regulation of flower development; negative regulation of DNA-templated transcription; shoot system development. Lineage: Eukaryota; Viridiplantae; Streptophyta; Magnoliopsida; Fabales; Fabaceae. The transcript has a single exon. The coding region runs from base 1 to 1383 and encodes 460 amino acids.
AUGUAUUUUCAAAGGUCCAUCAAUUUCAAAGGGAAGAUGAACUUGUUAAAAGAAGGGCAGAAGGAGAAAUCAAAGGGAAGACCUAAGAAAAAUAACAUGGUCAUAAGAGGAGAGAAUGUGAAACCUUGCAAAAGAAAGCCAAAUCAUUACUUUUCUCCAUUCAAUGGAAGUAAUUUGGGAGUGAAUAAUCCGUAUCCACCGCAACCAUCCUUUGGAUUCGAAGUUCCGCAGUCCCAAAAGAAGCUAUCGAAUGAAUUCCAGUUUUCGCCUAUGAUUUCUAACCAGCUUGGUAGUGCACGAAAUAUCAAGUUUAAUGGGAAUCUUGAAGAGCGUGCACCCUCUAGUGCUACUUUGCAAGCCCUGGGAGGAUGUAGCUUACACAAGAAUAUAUUACAGCAGGAUAAUGUAGCUUCUCGCAUUUGGGCAUCCUUGGCCUCGAAUCGCACUUCCUUAGGGUAUGAUGUAUCACAAAAGGUUGCUUCUCAACCUAGUAGUAAUAGCAACAUGGACAUAACUUCACUCCGAUCUGGUGCAGUACAUAUGCAGAACUCGGGGAGGGAUAUUGAUCUUAACUACACAAAUAUCAAUGCUACAUGCCAAGACAAGCAAGGUAGUAGGAAUACAGGUGCUGGAGUCUUCAGCAGGAUGAAUGGAGAAUACUCAUUUCCUUGCAAGCAUAAUGGAAUAGAGCCUCAUCAAAAUUUGAGGGGAUCUUUGGAUUUGUAUUCUAAUGAGACAAUACCUGCCAUGCAUUUACUUAGCCUUAUGGAUGCCGGAAUGCAGUCGCGUACACCCUUCAAUGUUGGUGUUAAUGCCCAAAUGCUCAAUAGACCCUCUUAUCCUGGUGAUUGCAAUACCAAGAUGGAGAUAAGUUCUAAAGCCAAUGGUACCCUGAAAAGGCAGUCAUCUGAUUAUUACAACAGGAGCUACUUAUCGGAUAAAUCCCAUGGCUGUUUAAUUGGCUCUCAAACCUUUGGCGGGUCUUCAUCAGCUCAGCAUGGAAAGAAGUUUACAAAAGAUGCGGGAUCCAAUGAUCAAAACUCAACAAAGUUUGGAAAGAAAGAAAAGAUGAGGAGUUCCAACGCACCCCUGCAGAGUAGAUUUCUUAAGCAGUGUAGCUUGUCUUAUAACGAAACAAAAACUUCCCAGCAACACAGAUUGGAAGCUCACGGUACUCAUACCUCUGUGCAAUUAAAGAUCACACCCGGUGUCUCAUGUACAGUGAACAGAAAUCCAGCUGAGUUCACCAUUCCGGAAACAGGGAAUGUCUAUAUGAUCAGAGGAGAGGAUCUCAAAUUUUUUAAUAGUAUUCCCCAAAACAAACAUUUUUUCCCUAUUCCAUGUGGACACAAGCAGCUGAGGUGUCUGAGCAGGGAACACUAGAUGAUAUACCCAUGGAAAUUGUGGAACUCAUGGCAAAGAAUCAGUAUGAGAGGUGUCUUCCUGACGUAGAAAAUAGAUGCUCAAUAUUUGAAAAAUCCUCUAACAGUAGGAAUGCACAGAUGACAUCUGGUACUGCUGUUUACGGCAAA